UCACAUUACGGAAUUCCGAAGGUCAAUAGAUAAAGAUUUUAUAGUAAAUUACAAAUUAUAUUACAAUUUUGAGUUUUUAUUAUCUUAAGUGAAAUUUAUCGUCUAGUUCUCAUUGUGUUAGCUGCGGUUUCUAACCUCAAACACACGUAAACGAGUUAAGUAAUGUACCAUACGACUCGGUUUAUUGUUUAGACCGCUGUGUAGUGUUUAAAGGCCUUACUACGAUCGUGUACUAUAGUGUAAAGGUCGUAGUGUUUCGCAAGGUUACCAGAGACGCGUAAUUUGGUGAAGAUGGGAAAUAAAUCUUCUUUGUUAUUAAGGGAAGAAGAAAUUGCGCAGAUACAGGAAGAAACUGGCUUCACACCUAACCAAAUAGAGCGACUGUAUUCCCGGUUCACAUCUCUGGACAAGAAUGACUGCGGAACCCUCUCUCGAGAGGAUUUCCUGAGAAUCCCAGAACUGGCUAUCAACCCGCUGAGUGAGAGGAUCGUCCACUCCUUCUUUACUGAGAGCCAUGAUGACAGAGUCAACUUCUUACAAUUCAUGAGGGUGUUGUCACACUUUAGACCAAUCAGGAAGAAUAGAGAGAAUAAAGGGAACAGCAGAGAAGAGAAGCUUCGAUUUGCUUUCUCCAUGUAUGACCUGGACAAUGAUGGCAAGAUCUCCAGAGAUGAGUUGCUUGCUAUUCUCCACAUGAUGGUUGGUGCUAAUAUAAGUGAAGAGCAGCUGUCGAGCAUCGCGGAGCGCACGAUCCUGGAGGCGGACACCAAUAACGACCAGAUGAUCGCGUUCGACGAGUUCUGCCGCGCGCUCGAGCGCACCGACGUCGAGCAGAAGAUGUCCAUUCGGUUCCUCAACUGACCUCCAAACUCCUGAACCAUAUACAUCAAGUAUAUACUGACCGUCAUCCUAGUGGUCAUCAUUUACGGGCUUCUAACUAAAAAAUAAGUUGCUCCAAAGGACUAUUUUAUUAUUAAAUUAUUAAUGCUGUCAAUGUUUCGAAGGAAACAGUGUGAAGUGUGCUCGGUGUUGCCGCUUGCGGGGCGCGAAUGAGGCUGAUUGUAAAAUGUCAAUUAGAUGUUAGGAUGGGUCGAUUAAGCACCAAAAUAAAAUCGAUUAAAUACAAUUUCACAUUAGAUGAUAAUGAUUAUCGAUGCAUGGGUGGUACUUCGUAUACCGGAAGUCAAUAUCAUUCCCGUGAAUGCAAAAAAUAUACCAGAAUCUUUUAUCUUUUUGCAACUAUCCAGUUAGAACUUAUGAAUGUCGUCAACUUACGUAAUUCCUAACUGGAUAUUUACAAAAAACAAGAUUGUAGGAUUCUUUCGUGUUCUACCCAGAAACGAAAGAAAAUUCUAGAAUGUUCCAUGUUAUAUUCCGGUGUCGGUGAAGUGUAAGUAUAAUGUGAAUCACGGUCAUGUGAUUGGCUGAUGUCAGAUGGUGCGUACUGUCACUUCCUAUCUUAAAACACCAAUAGAGAUUUCCAACCAGCAAAAUUGGGUAGUUUCCUAGAUCAAAGAUAAAUUAUGAAAUUUUGAUUACUAAAUAAAGACAGAUAUAAAGGUGACAAAAAGUUUUAUUUUUUCUAUUUAACUUAUUUAUCAAAUUUAAUAAAGGAAUAUGUAAUAAUAAGUGCGACAUUUUGUCACGUUUUUCUAUGACGUCACAGAUUACUGUUCAUAUAAAUUCCAUAGUAAUUUCGUGUUUUGACGUUUAGUAAAAAGCAACUGAUUUGACUAGUUGGAAACUACCCUAUUAAUUAUGGAUAUGGGUUUAAACUUUCUUUAAGGAUAUGGUUUUGGCCUGGUGAAGUGUGGGUACUUGGUUCAUCUUGCAAUGGAUGUACCUUCGACUACUCCAAUUGGGUGUGUAUAAGGGUGGUAUUAAUAAACUAAUCUCAGCUUCGAGACUGCCCUCAAGAUCAUGUCAAUGUGACAGUUCUCAUAUAAAAACAGAGACUUGAGCAUGAUCUUGAGGGCAGUCUCAGCUGAGAUUCGUUUAUUAAUACCACCCGUAGUGACCUUGUGCUGUUUUAAACUUUAAAUAUACUUUUGCGAAAACCUCGAGUAGCAUUUUAUCACCAUGACAGUAGACAUGUUGGCAGCAAUAUACUUUCCAUUGUUUCUUUAGAAACAAGAUUUAGUAUAAUUUGUGUAUAUUCGUGAUAUUUGUUUUGAUAUUGUUAAUUUGCCGCUGUUUAGACUUAAGUUGGACGGAUUGGUAGUAACGGUUGUAGCCUAAUGUUUUUAUGUAUUUUAUGAAGGAAUCGUGUAUAUUAGAGCAUUUUAAUCUAUGUAUUUUGUAGCGUAUUUUGUGAAUUGAUGUAAUAAUUUUAGCCAUUCAUCAAGAAUUGAAUUGAAUUGUAAUAAUUUUGGAAUUCUGUUCUUCUUUCGUAAAGCCCCUAGGUGAUUAUUAUCCUUAUAAUGAUAGCGUCAGUUAUUCAAUGACAUUUGAAUAAGGUACCUGACCGACUGCUAGAUAAAAGCGUAUAAUACAGGAUGCUAAUGACAUCGUAUCGAAUACUGAGGAGGAUGGUGGUAGUGGGGGGGAGAUUAUUUGUGUGUCAGGAUGGUGUGAGAUGUCUGAAUAGUCACGAAAUGUGUACGUAAUAACUGUACCUAUGCUCAUGAAAACUGUACCUCAAGCAAUUCAAUAUUAAAUAGAUAGUGAAAUAUGCACGCCAUCCUGACGUCAGAUAUCAAGUGCGAAUAUUUUUUUUUUCAUUGGCAGUUUCAUGAGGUACAGUUUAUUGAAGUAUGUUUCAGAUCAUAGUUCCCACACGUUUGGGCAAUAUCCCACUAUGCGCGCCAAGCUGACGUCAGGAUGGCGUGCAUAUUUCACUAUCUAUUUAAUAUUGAAUUGCUUGUACAGUUUUCACGAGCAUAGGUACAGUAAUUACGUACACAUUUCGUGACUAUUCAGACAUCUCUCACGCCAUCCUGACACACACGAUUAUUUCAUGAUUCUGAGUUCAAAACACAAACAUUUUCGUGAGUUUUGCGACGGUAUUCGGUACGGUGUCACUAACACAGUAAAACUCCGCAGUGAGUGCAGAAUCUUCAAUCAGUAAGUGCGUAGGUAUGUCGUAGCCUAUAUGCCCUUCAUGGUCAUCUGAUCCCACAUAAAAAUCGUCCCGCGGGCUGAAUGACCCCUUUCGAUUUUUUGCGUGGGUGAGUCGUUCCAAUAUGAGCCAUUUCAAAGGCGUUUGAUAUCCAUUUCACCAAGGUCGAUGAAGUUGGUCAUUGACCCCAACUCACGCGAGAGAAGAAUCAGUGAGCUGUUAAUGAAAUCCUCUCUCGCUUAUUCGUCGCUGACAAUCGGACAGGUGCCUUUAAUAUCAUAAUAUCUAUCAUACUAACGUUAUCAAUGUAUCUAUCACUUCCGAGCUUUCAGCACACUUGUUAACCAUAGGAUAAGCUCUUUAGAGAAGUGUAUGAAUAGAUGUUGUUACUACCAAAAGUAGGUGUAGCAAAACUAAUGGACAUUUUAUUGUACUUAUAUUUAUUGUUUGAAUUGAAGUUUAUGUAGAUGAAUAAAUCAAUUAUUUUUUUGUAA
Pectinophora gossypiella (pink bollworm) is the source of this 3552-nucleotide messenger RNA. It is a transcript of the gene elm, whose product is annotated as calcineurin B homologous protein 1. NCBI's taxonomy places the organism in Eukaryota, Metazoa, Arthropoda, Insecta, Lepidoptera, Gelechiidae. The record is from RefSeq and is a predicted model, not a curated record. Bases 292 to 861 code for a protein of 189 amino acids. Gene Ontology annotation, molecular function: calcium ion binding. The transcript is spliced from 4 exons.